AUGCGUUUCGGUACUUCGUCUACGCUGUGUGCGCUCGUCGCUGUUGGUGGAGCAUAUGCGUCGGUGCUGCCGCGCGUGCUCGACUCGUACGAUCUGGGCAUGCCCGUGCUGGAGCGCGAGGUGCCCGUGCUGCAGUGCGACUCGCAGCCGCUGCACGUGGGCCAGCUCAAGCUCGUCUCGUCCGCCGGUCGUGAGGUGAGCGCCGCCUUCGAGGGUCUGCGCGACGCCGACGGCUUCCAGCAACUCGACGUGCAAAAGGCAGGCCAGCCGGCGCGCUACGAGAACUUUGCCUUCACCCAGUGCAACUCGACCUUCAUGGCGUACCAGCCCGAAGCCAACAAGGCGGCCGAGGUGUUCUACGGCCGUCUGCAGCCCGCCCACCUGGUCGGCAAGCGCUGCGUGGCGGCCGACUACCUGGCCAAGGCAGACUCGAGGCUGAUUGCGGACAAGUGCAACCCUUCGGACGACUCGGGCCAGCUGCUGCAGUUCUGGAGCCUCACCAAGCAGCCUGCUGCCGAGGAGGGCAAGUUCCAGUACUAUGUCAACUUCCUCGGCCAGCCCGACGGCCAGAGCGCCGACUUCCCCGGCGGCUACACGCUCAGCAAGGCCAACGUAGGCGCCAACAAGCUCGUGCGUCUCGCGCACAACCAGGAUGCCGGCAAGCCCAGCGCCUUCUUCCUCAAGCUCGCGUGA
This is a messenger RNA of Moesziomyces antarcticus, 693 nucleotides long. RefSeq lists its product as uncharacterized. The record is from RefSeq and is a predicted model, not a curated record. Bases 1 to 693 code for a protein of 230 amino acids. NCBI's taxonomy places the organism in Eukaryota, Fungi, Basidiomycota, Ustilaginomycetes, Ustilaginales, Ustilaginaceae. The transcript has a single exon.